AUGACAUGUGCAAGUGAGAAUAGACUUGAACAGAGUGGAGUGUAUCCUACAAUAAUAGGUAUUUCGUGGUUCGCUGCAAAUAUGCAUAUAAGUAUGAUUGCAGUUGUCCGUUAUAUGCUAUUAUUACACCCGCUGAAAUCAAAACUCAUUUUGACAAAGAGUCGUGUAAUGACAGCGUCAUUUGUCAUAUGGACAGUCGGUCUGGUGUUUUGGAUCACAUACUUGAUGCUGGCAAAAUAUGGUUUGGUUGCCAGUCAAGUCACAAGCGAUACACCAUUCGUGGUCUGGGCUGCCGUUUAUCUCCUACCGGUUUGCAUAACGGUGUUUAUGCACCUCCGUAAAUGGUUUGUUCUAUUGUCAGUAUCAAAGACACUUCGUGGACAGACAGUACAAAUCACAUCUCGUAAGAUAUCGAAGUUGAUUCUUGUAAUAAUCAUUUUCCCUGUUAUGUUACCUAUUCCUAAACUGGUUUUUGAGAAAAUGACGAAAUAUAAUAUUACUUUUCCUUCCUUGGAAUCUAAGAUCCAUUUUGAAGGACUCGCAUUAAUGAUAUUCUUCAUUAAUAGCAGCAUAAAUCCAGUUUUGUAUGCUUUUCUUAGUCUUCGAUAUAGACAAAGUAUCCGAAGGGCGUGUGAUCGGUUGGGAGAGAUGACGUCAUCAAAGUUGGGGCUUUAUCAAUGUCAAGCAAAUACUCAAAUUUUAAUGAGGAUGGCAGCCCUAGUUUGGUUGGUUCAAAGACAGAAGUGA
This is a messenger RNA of Dreissena polymorpha, 747 nucleotides long. RefSeq names its product somatostatin receptor type 5-like. NCBI's taxonomy places the organism in Eukaryota, Metazoa, Mollusca, Bivalvia, Myida, Dreissenidae. Gene Ontology annotation, cellular component: membrane. The transcript has a single exon. Gene Ontology annotation, biological process: G protein-coupled receptor signaling pathway. Gene Ontology annotation, molecular function: peptide binding; G protein-coupled receptor activity. The record is from RefSeq and is a predicted model, not a curated record. The coding region runs from base 1 to 747 and encodes 248 amino acids.